GUCUUAAUUGCACCAGCUGCCCUAGGACAGUGAUUAGAAAGAAGCUAUAUAACACUUCAGCCCAACCUCUACCAGGUUUUUCUUCAUGGCUAAGUAGGAGCAAGCUGUCCCCACCAUGAGGCUGUUGACCCUCUGCUCCCCUGUCAGCGCAGCCUUUCAGCAGGAGCGUCCUCCAGCUACCACUCAUGUGACAGUGAUGAAAGGAGACAUUCGAGACUGCAGUCUGCUCCUUGCUGCCAUGCGGGCUGUUCACGUGGUUAUUCACACAGCUGCUAUUGUGGACUACAGAAACACUGUGCCCUUCUGGGAAAUGAAAGCUGUCAACGUUGGGGGUACUGAAAACGUGUUAAGGGCCUGCUGUGUCCUGAACAUCCCAUACGUUGUCUACACAAGCUCCGUUGCUGGGGUGGGACCUAACACCUUGUGUGAGCCCAUGUGCAGAGGAAACGAGGACACCAAAUACAGCGGGGAAGUGGAGCUUUCUUAUGGGAAGACAAAGGCCAUGGCAGAAAAACUUGUAUUUGAAGCCAAUGGGAAAAAGCUGAGCAACGGUGGCAAACUCACAACCUGCAUCAUCCGUGCAAACACAGUAUACGGGGAGAAGGCAACAUUUCUGCGAGACCUGUAUUUGUUUGCCAAAGCCAGGAACAAUGUGUUGAACUACCUAGAGCCUGAGAACACCGAGCGCAAUUCCAUGUAUGUGGGGAAUAUUGCAUGGAUGCAUGUUCCUGCAGCAAGGCACCAGCAGCUGAAACCGGACUUACUCGCCGGACAAGUGUAUUAUUGCUAUGAUGACACUCCAAGAAAAGGUUUUCUGGUCAGGCAUCAGCUCCUGUCUUCUGUGGACCCCUCAAUAAGGCUAGGCUCACAUAUCCCUUACUGGAAGAUGUGGUUAAUAAUACACAGGACACAGGAUACGCACAGGAUAAUCAAGGCACUCUUGUACCCCUUCUGGAAGCCGCAGCCGUUCCUAAACUUGCCUUUACUGAACACAAUAGUCACCACCUUCUCCUAUGAGACAGACAAAGCCUUCAGGCACUUCAGGUACAAACCCCUCUUCACCUGGCAGGAGAGCAAGCAGAGAAUGGUGCAGUGGCUGAAAGCAGCUGCAGGGAACGUAUCCUGCCCCCAUCUUCAUCAGGAGGGGAAUUAAGCAGCAUGUAUGGGUAAGGAGCGAGCACGUUGUUGAACUUCACAACAUUCUGUGGUCUUGGGCAGCUGGCUGGAUGGCUGUACCCAGCUCACACACUCAGGGGGUCUUCCGUGAUAAUUUUUGGAAGAGCAAGGAAGCCCAGGAAGUUCUUGCUCUGGUUUAGGGUUUAAUGGAAAAGAAAAACACUUUUUUCCCUUUUCCAGAGCUAUCUCUUUUAAGAUUGUUCCUGUUAUUCUUAACAUAUGAACGAUUAUACCUGUUUUGAAAGACUAUUCCUAUAAAAUAAGCUUGCAGUCUCUUGUAUUGACAAUGUAUAGGCUGACUUACAUUCUAACCUUAUGCCUGGACAUCUGACCAAGCUUAGAGGUGGUUACACGUAGGUUGUAACUCAAAUUCUCCUACCUCGUAGCACUCUAGCAGCAAAACAAAUUAAAGCUCACGUUCAGCUGCUGCACAGAAGGCAGACAGCAACUUGGGUGAAGGCCUUGGGGGCUGCACUUAUGCUAAAUAAUGCCUGAACUUCGGGCAGAAGAGGGCAUCUGAACUCAUUGCGUGGUGCUGGAGCUACAGUCCAUGGGGGAACGUUUCACAGAUAAUAUUUUCCUAGCACAGAUGGGGCGGGCACUUACAGAGGGUUCACAACAAAAGCAAAGCCUGCGGUCGGAUCAGUUUACCAGUUCCUCUACCUAUAAGGCAUGCAGAGGGGCUGACAGACCUACAUUAAGCACAAUAGAUUUCAGUUUUCACCUGAGCUUGGAGGAAUGGACCAUUUUUACAAUACUGGUUAAAAUUUAAAAUUAGUUCCAUUGUUUUGGGAAUGUUUAAAGUAUUCCUGUGGUCUGUGAACAUGUAACCAUCUCCUGAGUUUUCCUACAGAUACAGUGUACAUAUGCACAAAUAAAAGCUUAUUUUAAUUACUUCCCUAAUCCUCCUGGAAAAAGCAAGUUUCAGCAUGAUAUCUUUGAUAGAAAUGAUCAAGAUUUGCUUCUUGUUAGUCAUAGCAAUUACUCAGGAAGGAGAGCGAAGCAAUACCGUGUGAGCUGCCAAGUUAACUUCACUGAAAUUCAUACUCACGAGAGAAUUCUUUGGAAAAUGAGCUCGCAAACCCCAAAUCAUUUGCUCAGGUAAUUAAUGAAUAAUUUCAAAUGACAAAUAAAUUUAGGCAAACCAAUACAAUCUGUUCAUAGAGAACGUGGGAAGCUGAACUGUGUAAGUUACCAGUUCCCUACUUUUUUACUCAAUCCUUUGUGCUGGGAAGUUUUUAGGAAAGGCAGUAACAAGAUUGCUGGGUUUUCUAUUUCAUUAACAAUUGGCUGUGCAGCUUCCUGCUAUAAUUUAAAUAGUAAAUGACUUGCUAAGAAUUUGACAAGGAAAUAUAUACCCAAUUUCUCAUGCGUGUUGCCAGAGCAUCGUUGCAGUAUGACAACGUUGACUGCAACAGGUUUUGAUGCUUCUGAAACCUUGGUUUUAUCUUGCCAAAAAAGAGCCACUGGGUGGAGCUGCAAGUCUGUGAGACAGGUGCCCUCGCCGUGUGAUUUCGAGUGUUGCAACAGCUUUGGCUUGAGCUGUUUUAAAAAAGAAUCCAAAGACCUAUCCAGAAAGCGAGGCUGAUGGAUGGGCUGGGGGUACCUGACCAUUCAGGUUUGUCCUCACUUUGUGGCAUUUGGAGUUUUGGACUUCCCUCUGCUGUCUGGAUGCAUUCAUCUUUUUAUCUUCAUGUAGUCAUAAAGAAACCAAGGAAAUUAUUUUUCCACUCAUAACUCAGAAAAGAAUAAAAGUUUGCUUUCUAUUAAAAAAUAUAAUGAAAUAUGGCACUCUGACCUUUGAGAAAACUUGGCUAAGUACAAGAGCUGAUGCUGUCAGUCCCAUUCAGAGCCGUUGGUUUAUUCCUUUGUGGACUCUGGAGUUACUGAAGGUAUCGAGUAGUAUAAUUGCCAAGCCCCAAUACUACCCCAGAGACCAGUGUAUGCCUGCCUCCUUUCAGAAACCUCGCUGGGAACCUUAUCGUGCUUUUCUGCCUAUCCUGCUCAUCAUCACCUAUGAUUUUGAUGCUUAGCAGGAUACAGAUGACACACAGGAUAAGGAGCAGGCAUUUUUAAAGGUAGUUAAGGGCAGCGUUUUUCAAAAUGACUUGAAUAAUUUACCUACUUAGCUUUUUUUACACCUACCCACCUCCCAAGCUUUGACAAAAGCAAGCAGAGGAUUCCCUUUCCCUGCACAUAGUAGAAGUAGGGGAAAAAGUUAGACAGCAAAGCCUCUGUACUGUUUUCCAAAAAGAUGAGUAAGCUUCCUUUGGCUGCACUGCAGUUUGGCUCCUCCAAGCUAAUGCUGCUGCAGACUUCCUGUUAGAUCCUUGAUUUUAUCAGAUUAUAACUUGUUUUCUCCUGGCAGUGCUUUAAUUCUUUCUACUGCACUGGGUUGUCAUUGGCUUUUCUUUUCAGGGUCCCAGCCCUAUUAUGUAACAGCAGCAGAAGUAGGAAAAAAAAUAAAAAGAGGAAAAAAAAUAUUUCAGAUCUCUUUCUACUUCUGGA
Messenger RNA from Cygnus olor (mute swan), 3684 nucleotides. RefSeq names its product 3 beta-hydroxysteroid dehydrogenase type 7-like. Bases 116 to 1153 code for a protein of 345 amino acids. Gene Ontology annotation, biological process: steroid biosynthetic process. The record is from RefSeq and is a predicted model, not a curated record. Lineage: Eukaryota; Metazoa; Chordata; Aves; Anseriformes; Anatidae. The transcript has 6 exons. Gene Ontology annotation, molecular function: 3-beta-hydroxy-Delta5-steroid dehydrogenase (NAD+) activity.